AUGUCCAACCUACGUCAAAGCCGUAGGCAGCAACAUCUGACCCAUGAACGUCGGGAGGAAGACUACAUAGACCGUCGAAGGACUAAGUGCCACCAGUCUGUCACGGACCAUACCGGCCAACGAGCUGAGAACGGACGGAUACAGGCAUCCAAGACACCCAGGGGUGAUAUCAGCCUAACGAAGGGAGACGUGGUAAUUAAUGACGAGGCCAAAGGAGAUCCCGACCUGCGUGCGGACAGGGGGCAGUCCAUUACUGGUGAACAUGUAGCUAGUAGUGGGCUGCCCUCCUGUUCGUCUUUGGGUAUCUCUGGAGCCUCAUCUUCCGGUAACGAGCAGCCACGCCUCCCACCUAAUAAACGUAGGCGUCACCGCCGUCGUUCCAACAACAAGGGCACGGUGCAGGGCCAGUCGUCGACAAAAAAGCUAACCGAGCUUAUGGUACAACAUCAGUCGCUCUUGGAGAAGUACGAACAAAGGCUGAAGCGUACAUCUUCAGAACGACCUACGACAGUGUUGUCCGCGCACGAAGCGUUGACUAGCCCACGUAAACGGAGGCAUAGGGCACGAGGUAGGGAGGACAAUCCCACGUUUCGUAUCCAAGGCCGUUCACAACAGCACCAUGGACUCGGGUGCGAAUCACCUGGGUCGAUAGGUCAACUCUCCGAGGAGGAAGAGACUUUGUCGUCUCUGGAGGAGGCUCCGUUAUUCCAAGAAUUCGCACGUGAGCAGGUGUUGGCCAAACAAAUUCCACAUGGGCAGGAAGCGCUCAAGAACAGGCAGGACCAGAUGAGCACGACCUAUCGCCAACAACAACAGCGACAAUCGUUCGAGAGGGCAGCAACCAGUCAGCAUGUACAGACGUCUAAGCGAAUGGAGACGACGUCGCUCACACCUCCACCCACACCGGCGAGUAUUGAGAAAAGUCGACAGGUGCUAUAA
This is a messenger RNA of Sphaeroforma arctica JP610, 939 nucleotides long. RefSeq lists its product as hypothetical. The transcript is spliced from 2 exons. The coding region runs from base 1 to 939 and encodes 312 amino acids. The record is from RefSeq and is a predicted model, not a curated record. Lineage: Eukaryota; Ichthyosporea; Ichthyophonida.